Puma concolor (puma) is the source of this 3561-nucleotide messenger RNA. The record is from RefSeq and is a predicted model, not a curated record. NCBI's taxonomy places the organism in Eukaryota, Metazoa, Chordata, Mammalia, Carnivora, Felidae.
AUGGUUACCUGUGGUGGGCUUCUCAGCCUACUGGCCCCUUCGCCGCCUGCCUCGGCAAUGCCUAGGGUCCCAGCAACAGGCUCCCGAGCUGCUCAGUGGGAGGUCUGCCAUGGCUGUAUGUUGUGCCUGGGUCAGUCGACCUUCCUCCGCUUUAACCACCCGGCUGAAGCCAAGUGGAUGAAGAGUAUGAUUCCGGCAGGGGGCCGGGCCCCCGGGCCCCCCUACAGUCCUGGCUCAGAAUCGGAAAGCCUGGUGAAUGGGAACCACGCGCCACAGCCCGCGACCCGGGGCCCCGCUGCCUGCGCCAGCCACAGUUCCCUGGUGAGCUCUAUUGAGAAGGACCUGCAGGAGAUCAUGGAUUCGCUGGUGCUAGAGGAGCCCGGAGCGGCCGGCAAGAAGCCUGCCGCGACUUCCCCACUGUCGCCAAUGGCUAAUGGUGGGCGCUACUUGCUGUCCCCGCCAACCAGCCCUGGUGCCAUGUCUGUGGGCUCCAGCUACGAGAACACCUCUCCAGCCUUCUCUCCGCUCUCCUCACCAGCCAGCAGUGGGAGCUGUGCCAGCCACUCACCCAGCGGGCAGGAGCCAGCACCUUCCGUGCCGCCGCUGGUGCCUGCCCGUUCCUCUAGCUACCACCUGGCCCUGCAGCCCCCACAGCCCCGACCGGGCGGCGCCCGCUCCUCCGAGAGCCCCCGGCUGGGCCGGAAAGGGGGUCACGAGAGGCCUCCCAGCCCCGGCCUCCGAGGUCUGCUGACGGACAGCCCCGCGGCCACUGUCUUGGCGGAGGCCCGCAGAGCUGCCGAGAGCCCCCGGCUGGGUGGGCAGCUGCCCGUGGUGGCCAUCAACCUGAGUGAAUACCCAGCUUCCGGUGCCCGAAGCCAGCCCACGAGCAUUCCUGGAAGCCCCAAGUUGCAGCCUCCGGUCCCUGCUCCCCGAAACAAGAUCGGCACCCUCCAGGACCGCCCUCCCAGCCCUUUCCGUGAGCUGCCAGGCACCGAGCGGGUGCUGACAACCAGCCCCUCACGCCAGCUGGUAGGCCGAACAUUUUCAGAUGGGUCAGCCACCCGCACCCUGCAGCCUCCUGAGAGUCCCCGCCUGGGCCGGCGGGGCCUGGACAGCAUGCGGGAACUCCCUCCGUUGAGCCCGUCUCUGUCGCGACGGGCUCUCUCCCCCAUGCCCACCAGGACUACGCCAGAUCCCAAGCUAACCAGGGAAGUGGCGGAGAGUCCCCGGGCCCGGCGCUGGGCAGCCCACGGGGCGUCACCGGAGGACUUCUCCCUGACGCUGGGGGCACGGGGCCGUAGGACACGGAGCCCCUCACCCACGCUCGGGGAGUCACUGGCACCCCGCAAGGGCAGCUUCAGUGGCAGGCUGAGCCCAGCCUAUAGUCUGGGCUCUCUGACCGGGGCUUCGCCCCGCCAGAGCCCCCGUGCCCAGAGGAAGCUGUCCAGUGGGGACUUGCGGGUCCCUGUCACUCGGGAGCGGAAAAAUAGCAUCACGGAGAUCAGUGACAACGAGGACGACCUCCUGGAGUACCACAGGCGGCAGCACCAAGAACGGCUCUGGGAGCAGGAGAUGGAGAGGCUGGAACGCCAGCGCCUGGAGACCAUCCUGAACCUGUGUGCUGAGUACAGCCGGGCCGACGGGGCACCCGAGGCUGGGGAGCUGCCCAGCAUCGGGGAAGCCGCCGCAGCAUUGGCGCUGGCGGGCCGGAGGCCCUCACGAGGCCUUUCAGCGGCCACCGGAGCCUCUGGGCGGGGCACCGAGGAGCCCGGGGGUGCCACCCAGCGCCUGUGGGAGUGCGUGGACCGCUCAGAUGAGGAGAAUCUCAAGGAGGAGUGCAGCAGCACUGAGAGCACCCAGCAGGAGGCUGAAAUGGAACGAGCAUUGCUGCAGGGGGAGAGGGAGGCAGAGCGGGCGUUGCUGCAGAAGGAGCAGAAGGCCGUGGACCAGCUGCAGGAAAAGUUGGUGACCUUGGAAACCGGCAUCCAGAAGGAGAGGGACAAGGAGGCCGAGGCCCUGGAGACGGAGACAAAGCUGUUUGAGGACUUGGAGUUCCAGCAGCUGGAGCGGGAGAGCCGCGUGGAGGAGGAGCGUGAGCUGGCGGGCCAGGGGCUGCUCCGGAGCAAGGCCGAGCUGCUCCGGAGCAUCACCAAGAGGAAGGAGAAGGAGAAACUCGCGAUGCUGGAAAGAAGGUACCACUCACUCACGGGAGGCAGGCCUUUCCCGAAGACCACGUCGACCCUCAAAGAGGUUUACCGCUCCAAGAUGGAUGGUGAGGCCACCAGCCCCUGCCUCGGGACCUCAAGAGGCUUCCCUCUUUCCUCUGGCUCUUCCUCCUCCUCCUCCCAGCUCAGCGUGGCUACCCUGGGCCGUAGCCCCUCCCCAAAGAAUGGCACGAGCAGCCUUCCUCGCACCUGGCCACGCCAGCAGGACACUGAGACUGCUUACCAGCUGGCCCUGAGCAGAAGGCUGGCAGGGCAGCAUGAGUCCUGCCCCGCUUCUGGGCCGGGCGAGGGGGCGGCGGUGCUCAGGGAGGCAGGAGGAGGAGCUGCCAGAGGCAGCAGGAUCGAGGAGUAGCGGCGACGCCUGGCCGAGCUGAAGCAGAAGGUUGCCGAGGCGCAGUGUCAGGGAUGCCCCCAAAUGGGGCGGCCCUUCCCGGGCCUCGGGCUUCCCCCCCCCGCUCAUGCACCACUCAUCCUGCACCACCUGCCGGCCGGGCUGAGAGCGCGGGGAGGAUGGCGAAAAUGCCUUACGACACUUCUGGAGCCUGAGAGCUCCGACAGCAUGGAGACCAGCAUCUCCACGGGCGGCACCUCGGCCUGCUCCCCGGACACCGUGUCCAGUGCGGAGUGCCUGGACGUGGGGAAGAUCGAGGAGAUGGAGAAGAUGCUGAAAGAAGAAAGACGCUGGAGAAGAGCUUCAUGGAGUCGAGGUGAGCGGGAGUUGGAGCUCCGGAGGCAGGCCCUGGAGGAGGAGCGGAGGCGGCGGGAGCAGGUGGAACGGAGGCUGCAGAGCGAGAGCGCCAGGAGGCAGCAGCUGGUGGAGAAGGAGGUCAAGAUGCGGGAGAAACAGUUCUCCCAGGCACGACCCCUGACUCGCUACCUGCCAAUCCGGAAGGAGGACUUUGAUCUGAAGACCCACAUUGAGUCGUCGGGCCACGGUGUCGAUACCUGCUUGCACGUGGUGCUCAGCAGCAAGGUCUGCCGCGGCUACUUGGUCAAGAUGGGGGGCAAGAUUAAGUCGUGGAAGAAGCGCUGGUUUGUCUUCGACCGGCUCAAGCGCACCCUUUCCUAUUAUGUGGACAAGCAUGAGACGAAGCUGAAGGGGGUCAUCUACUUCCAGGCCAUCGAGGAGGUCUACUAUGACCACCUGCGCAGUGCGGCCAAGAAGAGGUUUUUCAGCUUCACUGUGGUGACUGAGAGCCCGAACCCAGCCCUCACCUUCUGUGUGAAGACCCAUGACCGGCUCUACUACAUGGUGGCCCCAUCUGCCGAGGCCAUGCGCAUCUGGAUGGAUGUCAUCGUGACUGGAGCUGAGGGCUACACUCAAUUCAUGAACUGA